AUGGAAAAAUCGGAUGAGCAACGUUUCUCGAGGAUUCACUGUGGCGAUGAGAUGAAGUCGAGCGAUUGUUAUUUCUGUGAACGACCUAUGGACACUCACUUCGGCGAUGAUCGAGUCUUUCUGGAGAGUGGAAGGCACACGUUUUGUCUCUGCAAUCACUGCUACAAGAGAUAUGAUGAGUUGAAGUCAUGCCCAACUUGUGGCAACGCCGUCAAACUCUUGAAAGCCAAAAUACUGCCCGUCGAAGAGCUUACACAAUUGAAUGAUGAUCUU
Messenger RNA from Mesorhabditis belari, 273 nucleotides. NCBI's taxonomy places the organism in Eukaryota, Metazoa, Nematoda, Chromadorea, Rhabditida, Rhabditidae. The record is from the annotation of a GenBank genome assembly.